AUGGCAAUGGCAACCGCCGGUCAACAGCAACAACAACAACAAUGGUCUCCAUAUAACACUGAUCUCCAAGGCUAUUUACAACAACACGACCAACAGUUUCAACCCAGCGAAUACUCGAGUGGUUACGAUUAUGGUGGUCAUGAUGGAGGCAAUGGCGGUGGUCAUGAUUUCAGCGACACAUCUAGCCACGGAGACUUUGGCCACUUCGGCGGUCACGAUCUAAAAGCCCACUCCUAUCCCGUCCAUCAGCACGUUGAAGAGGAAAACCCUGAACCGAUCAAACAUUAUAAAGAGGUCGUUGUCCCAGUCCCAAAGAAUGUAGAGUUCAAAGUCCACCAGCCAAUCCUCAUACCAGUUCCUCAUCCCGUUCCAAUCCAGAUACCGGUUCCUAAAGCUGUAGUUAUCCCUAUAAUAAAGGAGGUAUCUAUCCCAGUUGAGAAAUCCGUCCCAUAUCCCGUUGAAAAGGUUGUCCACGUACCUAAAAUAAAGGAGGUUCCCUUUGAAGUGGUAAAACAUAUAAUUGUACCUGUAGAAAAGCCUGUACCAUUCAAAGUGCCCGUUUACGAAACGAUUAUUCACACAAAGAAAGGGUCACACAAGAUCCGUUGA
Messenger RNA from Nymphalis io (European peacock), 609 nucleotides. RefSeq names its product MAGE-like protein 2. The coding region runs from base 1 to 609 and encodes 202 amino acids. Lineage: Eukaryota; Metazoa; Arthropoda; Insecta; Lepidoptera; Nymphalidae. The transcript is spliced from 2 exons. The record is from RefSeq and is a predicted model, not a curated record.